AUGACCGACGUUAACGGUGAGGCAACUACCCUCGCAGUAGGAGAGCACAUUCGAGAAAGUAUUGACCAGGCUGAGACGACACUGUUGGAUUAUAAGGGAAGGAGAAGUGUGGCCGAGAAAUGGGUCGAUUUCGUUGAUAAUAGUAAGUGGCUUUCAAGUUUUCUUAUUGAUGCGAAGCACGUGAGCCCUCCAUGUGAAGUGCCUGGGUUGAUAUUCAUUAUAUCUGCUGUAUUACGGGGAUUCGGGCAAGUUGUUUUUCAGGAUAAUCCAUGGACGGGUCUGUUCGUUUGUAUUGCCGGUGGUUUGCCUCAUUGGCCUACCGCUAUCAUGGGCAUCAUUGGAUAUUGGUCGCUAGUGGCCUAUACGGUUUUAAUGGAGUUUUGCUGGGCUGGGGAUACUCAACCUUUGACAACAACAUACAACAGGCUCAUUCAUAUUCUCACAGCUAUUCUGCACGUGGUACUUCCUAAUGGAGGGCCUGCUUUGACAGCUCCGUUUUGUAUUACGGUGACCAUCUUGUUGGGAGCGAUGCUAUGGGAUUUCAUCGAUGGCGUAGUACACCUUUCAAAGAUCAUUGAUAAACUCUCCUUAUUGAGCAAGUUCCCUCAAAAAAGGCGACAAACCAACAGGUGA
Messenger RNA from Perkinsus marinus ATCC 50983, 633 nucleotides. RefSeq lists its product as hypothetical. Lineage: Eukaryota; Perkinsozoa; Perkinsida; Perkinsidae. Gene Ontology annotation, molecular function: urea transmembrane transporter activity. The transcript is spliced from 9 exons. Gene Ontology annotation, cellular component: membrane. The record is from RefSeq and is a predicted model, not a curated record. Gene Ontology annotation, biological process: urea transmembrane transport. The coding region runs from base 1 to 633 and encodes 210 amino acids.